AUGGGAGUGAUUUCACACCAACUGCCUGCAUGUCCAAGAGGCGAUGAAGUUGUCAAAAAGAUUUCCGCUUUGUCGGUUAUCUCACUUGAAAAUUCAGUUGGUGCCAACCCACCAACAAUUAUGUCACCAACACUGGGGAUAUGUGCUGCUCCAGUGGCACACCUAGACGUUGGCAUUGGGGGCAGUUUCCUCCAUCUAAAUUUUGAAAUUGUGAAAAAAACGAGUGUUACUUAUUAUUUCGUCUCCUGUGACCUACAAGUUGAAGCUUGA
Molecule: messenger RNA, 270 nt
Organism: Rodentolepis nana
Lineage: Eukaryota; Metazoa; Platyhelminthes; Cestoda; Cyclophyllidea; Hymenolepididae
Source: the annotation of a GenBank genome assembly